AUGACAGAGGUUAUAAGUUCUGACGUUACCUCACAACUUACAUCUGACUUUUAUCGCUGCAGCUCUUUCUCCUUGCAGCUUGACGAAUCGACUGAUAUAGUUGAUACAACUCAACUGACCGUUUUUGUAAGAAUGGUUUUUGAUAAUUUCGAAGUAAGAGAGAACCUUAUGAAGAUUAGACCAUUAACAGAACGCAUUACAGGACAGGCGAUAUUUUUAAUUGUUAACGAUCUUAUCAACUCUGAAAAUAUUCCUAUAAAUAAAAUGGUGGACUUAGCAACUGAUGGAUCUCCUGCAAUUGUAGGCAGAGAGAAUGGAUUCAUAAUCAUAUUUCAUAAGGACAACAGCUUUCCAAAAGUUAUGUCUUACCAUUAUGUAAUAUAUCAGGAGCCACUGUUUGGAAAGUUUUUAAGUAUAAAAAAUUUAAUGAAAACAGUCAUAAAAAUAGCGAACAAAGUUAGAGCACAUGCAAUUCAGAGACAUUUGUUCGGAGUACUGACUGAUGAACUGGACUGUCGGUAUGGUGAUUUAGUGCUACAUACGGAAUUUCGUUGA
Molecule: messenger RNA, 555 nt
Organism: Stegodyphus dumicola
Lineage: Eukaryota; Metazoa; Arthropoda; Arachnida; Araneae; Eresidae
Product: general transcription factor II-I repeat domain-containing protein 2-like
Source: RefSeq, a predicted model, not a curated record